CAUCAUCGGAGCGUCCAAGUCCAAUCACAACCGUCCAUUAGAAACUUCAGAAUCUCCACCGAGAGCCGCAAUCCAGUGGGAAACCCUAGCUUCCCAGUUGAAUCAAAAUUAAAAAACACGCCCACCUCUUUAGCUUUGACAGUCGCGAGUCCUCAGAAAUUAGGGUUAGGGCUUCAGAUUUGGGAAGAAGAACAUGGGCAAGAGGGAGAGGCAAAAGGCCAAGCUUGAUCGGGACGAAGUGAGCGAAGAAGAACGAGAAUUAACUAAUCAAAACCCUUCGAAAUCUGCUGCCGAACAGAGCAGCAGCGACGACGAUGAGGCCAACGAAGAUAUCAGCCUCAAAAUCGUCGAGAAAGCUUUGUUAAUGCGCGCGGCGAAGUUGGCAUCCGAUAACAACGCCGCCGUGUCGGGCGAGCCGAGUGGCGGUUUGGUUGAACUCCCAUCUUCGUCUUCUUCGCAGGAAGCUGAAGUUGCGGCUGCAGGUUUGGAGACUAAGAAGGUAAGGAGGAAGCAGAGGAAGAAGAAUAUUAAGAAGAUGAAGAUUGAAGAUCAAGCUGUUGUUGCAAAAGAGGAAGAGAAGAUAGAGGAAGCUAAUGCUGUAGAUUUGGCUGAGGCUAAGCAACUGGAAAAUGUUGAGUUUACCGACAAUGUUGUGCUGCGGAAACUUCUUCGGGGACCAAGGUAUUUUGAUCCUCCAGAUUGUAGCUGGGGAGCAUGCUUUAACUGUGGCGAAGAAGGUCAUGCGGCAGUGAAUUGUACCGUAGCUAAGCGAAAGAAGCCGUGCUUUGUUUGUGGCAGUUUGGAGCACAAUGCAAAACACUGCAGAAAGGGACAAGAUUGCUUUAUCUGCAAAAAAGGUGGACACCAUGCUAAAGACUGUCCAGAAAAGCAGAAUGGUGGCUUAUUGAAAUCCCAAAUAUGUCUAAAAUGUGGAGAUUCUGGACAUGAUAUGUUCUCAUGCAGGAAUGAUUAUUCAACUGAUGAUCUUAAGGAAAUCCAAUGCUAUGUCUGCAAGAGAUUUGGCCAUUUAUGUUGUGUCAAGUAUGUUGACACUAGUCCAUGGGAAGUUUCCUGUUACAAAUGUGGUUCAAUGGGGCAUACUGGUAUGGCAUGUGUAAGCUUACGUGGUGGGGAAACCACUGGUUUUGGAACGCCUCGGUUAUGCUACAAGUGUGGUGAAGGUGGUCAUAUUGCUCGUGAAUGCGCAAGUUUGGUCAAUGUAACUCUCAGUGUUCACAAAAAAAUUGGGGAAUUACCUAAUUUUUCUACUCCAGUUUUGAAACGUCAUAAGGAAAGGAGAGACCACAUGGGAUUCAAGUCUGCUCCUCAUGACCUAAAUAAGGCCCAUGAAAGGAAACAGACCCAAUUUGAAGAAAGAGUUUUUACAACACCACAAAAGGCAAAACAUAGAGGUGGUUGGAUAAUGGAUGAUCCAGGGGACUUCUCCCCUAGAAAAGGCAAAAAGAACAAUUGGAAGUCUCCGGCAACACCAUCUAGUUGGGGUCGUAGGGUUCCUAGUUUGACUGCAGGUGGUCAUGCUUCAAGUUCUGGAUCCUCUAAAAAGAUUUGGAAUGACUCCGGAAGCCCAAUCUCACAAGGGUCGUCAAAGGCUUUUCAGCACAGAUAUUCUGCAUCGAGGUUUAACAACUCUAAUGGUGGUGGAUUUAGAAGAAAUUAUGAUUGGUCAGGCAAUGAAUAUAAUGGGCUUUACUAAACCCAAUGGAAGGAAGCGGCCACAAAAGGGUUCGAAGUUCCAUUUGUGAGUCCAUAAGCCCUUUCCUGUUGUUGUAAGUAUUUUCUUUUUCCUUUCCAGUGAUAAUGAUUAUUCUUCAUUUCCCUAGAUGUUGAGAAGUAUUGUAUGCUUUGGUCAAAUUAAAUUUUUUUUUUUAAUGCUCUUUAAAAAAUUUCAAGUUUUUUUUAAUGCUAUUUAAAAUGUAGUGACCACAUACCUCUUUAUACAAGUUUCUUUAUUUUUCAUAGUUUAUUUUAUCAAGAAACCUUUUGUAUUCUUUUAGUCCUUAAUUUUUUUCUGAUAUGUUAAUUAUGCUACCCUGUUACCAGUUUAUUCCUGAAAUUGUCACACUAGGUUUAUGGUUAGGGAGAGUGUGUGGGCAAGGAUGUGAGAAUGUGUUGUGUUAACAUAGAUAGACGGAAAAUGUCAAAAUAUAAACAGAAGGAUGUGCUAUAGCAGUCUAUGAUGUGAUGUUUUAUAUAGAUGGACUAAUGCAAGUUUAUUUCGUUUUACUGGAUGCUUGCACAGAACCACAAUGGUAGAUGAAAAGUAAAACUGGAUGAUCACAUAAUGUGACAAGAAUCCGUGGAACUGGAAAAUUCUUUUGCUAAACAUUAGUUUUUGUCAAAAGUAAGUUCUGUUGGUUUUGAAUGAAAUGCAUUAGACCCUUUCUGUGA
This is a messenger RNA of Malus domestica (apple), 2409 nucleotides long. RefSeq lists its product as uncharacterized. NCBI's taxonomy places the organism in Eukaryota, Viridiplantae, Streptophyta, Magnoliopsida, Rosales, Rosaceae. The record is from RefSeq and is a predicted model, not a curated record. Gene Ontology annotation, molecular function: zinc ion binding; nucleic acid binding.